CUCACUCUUCAGCCGGAGACCAUUGAAUCGCCUCUUGUCUUUGCAUUGCCUGAUAAAACCCGUCUCUCUCUGACCGACUUUUCUCUCCAUCUACCAAUGGAACUCCUCGGAGUCGAACAAUGUCUUCGAGUACUUAUCUGUUUGAUGUUAGAGCAGAAGGCUAAUUACUUCCGUGGUCCUUGCAUGUAUGUGUUAAAUCUAUCAGUAACCUCUCCAGCUUGUCAUUUUAUCGAAAUGCCAGGUUUCAUGCCCGAGUAA
Molecule: messenger RNA, 258 nt
Organism: Protopolystoma xenopodis
Lineage: Eukaryota; Metazoa; Platyhelminthes; Monogenea; Polystomatidea; Polystomatidae
Source: the annotation of a GenBank genome assembly